AUGCUCUCUCGUUUAUUCCUUAGACCUUCGAACCUCCGUCUCGUAACCCUAGCUUCAUCCAAGUCGAACUCUCAGAUCUUCUCAUCGUUUAUCCGUCCGCUUUCCACCAACAGUAGCGGCGGCGGAAAUGACAACGGGAAUGGGCCUAAUCGGAAUGACGCACCGUGGAGUUUUUCCGGAGUAAACGAUGGAAAGUCCGAUCCUUUCUCUUCCAAUGAUUCUUGGGCUUCCUCCGGAGUUCCAGGAUUCGGCUCAGAGGAGCCUAAGCGAUGGAGCAUGAAGGAGGAAGAGGAUAAAGUUGUGUUCGAUACGGGCGAAGAGGUGUCGCAAGGGAUUGAAACUGGCCGCGAGAGGAGAGCCAAUGACUGGGAGGAGACUAAACGGUGGAAUAUGAAGGAAGGAGUUGAGAAAGUCGUGUUCGGUACCGAAGGUGAGAUGGCGAACAGUUCUGGAACUAGCGGAGAUGUGAAAUCCAAUGGGUGGGAUGCGUCUAAGCCAUGGAAUUUGAAGGAGGAAGAUGAUACGGUCGUGUUUAAUACCAGCGGUGAGAUGGCACUUAGCUUUGAAACCAGCUUGGAAAACGCGGAGGAAGAGCGUAAGAAGAAGGAAGUGAUUGAGAAGGAGGAGAAAGAGCUCACUGAGAUUAUCAAAGGACCUGAUCGAGCAUUCGGAGACCUUAUUGCUAAGUCGGGUAUAACAGACGAAAUGCUAGAUAGUUUGAUAGCGUUGAAGGACUUGCAAGGGGUCGAAGGAUUGCCUCCACUGACUGAGAUCGAAAGCCUGCGGCGUGAGAAGAGCUCAAAGAAGUCUUCAAGAGCUGACAUAGAACUCCAGAUGCAAGAGCAAAUCGCUAAAUCACGGGUGAGACAAGUGGAUGAAACGGGGAGAGCCUAUGGAACCGGGAGAAGGAAAUGCAGCGUUGCUCGCGUUUGGAUUAUACCUGGGAAAGGAAAGUUCCUCGUUAACGAUAAAGAGUUCGAUGUCUACUUCCCGAUGCUUGAUCACCGUGCUGCUCUUCUCCGCCCGCUCGCUGAAACCAAAACCUUGGGAAGUUGGGAUAUUAAGUGCACUGUUAACGGCGGUGGAACUACAGGUCAAGUUGGAGCUAUUCAAUUGGGUAUCAGCAGGGCAUUGCAAAACUGGGAACCAGAUAUGCGGACAGCACUUCGAUCUGUUGGCUUUUUGACAAGAGACUCUCGAGUUGUGGAAAGGAAGAAACCUGGUAAAGCUAAGGCAAGAAAGAGCUUUCAAUGGGUCAAGCGUUAA
Thlaspi arvense is the source of this 1266-nucleotide messenger RNA. NCBI's taxonomy places the organism in Eukaryota, Viridiplantae, Streptophyta, Magnoliopsida, Brassicales, Brassicaceae. The record is from the annotation of a GenBank genome assembly.